This is a messenger RNA of Leptidea sinapis, 1072 nucleotides long. Its product is annotated as 18S rRNA aminocarboxypropyltransferase. The record is from RefSeq and is a predicted model, not a curated record. The transcript has a single exon. Gene Ontology annotation, biological process: maturation of SSU-rRNA. Gene Ontology annotation, molecular function: rRNA small subunit aminocarboxypropyltransferase activity. NCBI's taxonomy places the organism in Eukaryota, Metazoa, Arthropoda, Insecta, Lepidoptera, Pieridae. Bases 226 to 966 code for a protein of 246 amino acids.
UCAAAUGUCAUAUCGUUGUUUCGUAAAUGAUAUUUAUUAUUUAGUACCAAAAUUAUUAAACUAAUACAAAAUUUGUUUAUAUAAAUAUUUAAAAAUAAUAAACACGCCUCAAAGCUGACUAAAAUAGUUUAAGUUACCUACCAAUACAUAAAACAUGUAUAAGUAAGGUUAGUUAUCUAAUUUGUAGGCAUCAUAGUAGUCAUAAAAAGUAAGAACCAAUAAUCAAUGGCACCAGGACGAAAAACCGCUGUCCGAGGAAAGCGAUCAAAUAAUCAUGUCCCAAGGAAUUAUGCUGAAAGAUUACAAGAUUUAAGUAUACAGUCAUCGGAUGAUACAGACUCCAGUAGUAAUAGCACAGAUGAUGAAGGCAUUGAAGCGGAAUUUACAGUUAGCAUGUGGGAUUUGAAUCAUUGUGAUCCCAAAAAAUGUUCCGGGCGUAAACUAUUGCGUCACAAUCUCAUAAAUAAUCUUAAACUAGGACAGAAAUUUCAAGGGCUUGUUUUAUCUCCUGUUGGCAGUCAAUGUGUAAGCCCUAAUGAUAAAGACAUUAUUGAGAAAUUUGGCAUAGCAGUUAUAGAUUGCUCUUGGGCAAAAAUUGAUGAAACUCCAUUUAGUCGGAUGAAAUCUCCAAAUCCUAGGCUGUUACCAUUUUUAGUAGCAGCAAAUCCUAUAAAUUAUGGGAAGCCAUAUCAACUAAGUUGUGUUGAGGCAUUAGCGGCCGCAAUGUUUAUAUCAGGACACAAGAAAGAAGCUAAAUUUUACUUGUCUAAGUUUUCAUGGGGUCAUUCUUUUUUAGAACUAAAUUCAGAUGCAUUAGACUUGUAUUCAAAUUGUACAGAUAGUAAAAGUGUACUGGAGGCACAGAAUACAUAUUUAGAAAACGUCAAAAAUGAGAAGGAUACUAGAUCUAUGUGGCCACCAAGUGAAUCUGAUUCCCAAACCGACAGUGAAGACAAUAAAUUAUGACAUUUAUAAAAAACAACCAAUGUGAACAACCCAUGUUUGUAUGUUUACUUCUAAAUAUUGUACAGUUCUGUAUGAAAUGUAAAUGAAUGUCAAUGCCUAUAAUAAA